Messenger RNA from Rana temporaria (common frog), 5602 nucleotides. RefSeq names its product terminal uridylyl transferase 7 (gene TUT7). The record is from RefSeq and is a predicted model, not a curated record. Lineage: Eukaryota; Metazoa; Chordata; Amphibia; Anura; Ranidae. The transcript has 29 exons. The coding region runs from base 145 to 4602 and encodes 1485 amino acids. Gene Ontology annotation, molecular function: RNA uridylyltransferase activity; zinc ion binding; nucleic acid binding.
CCAAUCUCUUCCCGUGUCACCGGCUGCCUCCUUCCGGGUAGACAGAGCCGAAGUGCACUAUGGAGAGGGGCUGAUAAAAGCCGAGAGCAAAGCACAGGACUCCAUGGCUGCUACACAGGCACGAUCUUAGACUGACUCUUUAAAAUGGGAGAUGCUGCAAAGCGAGUCAAAAACAGGGGUUUCAUGGAUGAAGAGGAUUUUAAAAGAAGUCCUGGCAAGCAGUCCUAUUUGGCUCAUGAUGGUCAUGGGAAUAAUCUAGGAAGGAAGCUAGAUACUCAAAAGUCUAAACCUAUUCCUUACAGCACCAGUCCCCGGAAUGGGAGUUCUCAGAACAUGUUUAAAAAUUUCAGCCCAGGAGGGCGAGCAGGUACUAAUUAUAAAGAUGAAGGUAAAAGGUGGUCAGCGGAAGAGCAGAGAGGUUACAAUAACUGGCGGGAAAGACGACCACAGGCUUUUAACAGAACAAGGAAUGAUUCAACAGGUGAAAGAGGUGAAGGCUUUAGGUGGCAGGAGGCUGGGGAGCGACAAAACCAGUUGGGGAGAUCUCCGCUACAGAAAGGUGCCUUUCCUGAAGAUGCUUCUGAUCACACUGGCAUUUCUGCAGCACAAAAUAAACAAAAGCGUGACCGACGUCGCUACAAGUCUGAACAGGACGAGGAUGACUGCUUAGAAAGCCCAGUCAUAGAUGAGUCAACAUUGUCUGAAAAGGAGCUUCUAGGACUCCAGCAAGCAGAAGAACGCUUAAAGCGAGACUGUAUUUACAGACUGAGACGGCGACCUCGAAGGUAUCCCACAGCGAUUUAUUGUUGUAAACUUUGUGAUACCCUUGUUGAUUCUGUAUCUUCUGCACACAAACACAUAAAAGAGAAGAGGCACAAGAGGAGUUUGAAGGAAAAAAAGGAAGAGGAAUUACUGACCACUCUGCCACCACCAAUUGAAUCGCAGCUGCAAGCAAUUGGAAUAGCGAUUGGUAAAGUGGUUCAGGAGCAUGGCCUGGAUGAAGAAGACUUGGUAGAAAGGCUAUCCACUGUGUCUGCAAUGGAAGCACUUAUUCAGGAGAAUCUUCCAGGCUGCUCUCUUAGGCUGUAUGGAUCCUCCUGCAGCAGGAUGGGAUUCAAAAAUUCAGAUCUGAACAUAGAUAUUCAGUUUCCUGCCAGUAUGAAUCAGCCAGAUGUCCUCCUAUUGGUUCAAGAUAGCCUGAAACAAAGUGAUUUGUUCGUAGACUUUGAUGCCGACUUCCAUGCAAGAGUGCCUGUUGUGGUUUGUGCAGAAAAGAGGAGUGGUCGUCUUUGUAAAGUAAGUGCAGGCAAUGAAAAUGCUUGUCUCACCACCAACCUGCUCACUACUUUGGGUUUUUUGGAAUCAAGGCUCAUACCUCUGGUUGUGGCUUUUAGAUACUGGGCAAAGCUCUGUGGCAUAGACAGACCGGAAGAAGGGGGUUUGCCGCCAUAUGUACUUGCUCUCAUGGUUGUGUUCUUCCUUCAACAAAGAAAAGAGUCUGUUCUACCUGUGUAUUUGGGAUCCUGGAUCGAAAGCUUUUCCGUGUCCAAAUUGGGUCAGUUUAGCUUGGGUGAACUUGACAAUGAGUUUGUGAAUUGGAUACAGACUGCUGCUGGAGAUGGCGAGAGUCUCCUAAAUGAGCAAUGCCAGUUAAAAGGAAAAGUUCCAGUCAUCUUUCCUGUCGAACAAUGUUCUGCCUCUGUUGGUCAGCUGUGGGUUGACCUGUUAAGAUUUUAUGCUUUGGAGUUCAAUAUGGGUGACUUUGUCAUCAGUGUUCGUGUUAAGGAGAAAAUAUCUAGGGAACUGAAAGACUGGCCCAAAAAACGUAUUGCUGUGGAAGAUCCAUACUCUGUUAAGAGGAAUGUUGCAAGAUCCUUGAACAGUCAAAUAGUGUUUGAGUUCAUGCUUCACUGUUUGAAGGCUACAUACAAAUAUUUUGCCAUGCCACAAAAUAAGUCUAAGAAACUCACAAAGAAGAAGCCCACCAAUUCCACUUUAAAAGGCAUACAAAGGAAGACUGAUGGUGAAAGUGAACCACAAUCCAACCCUGUUCUUGAUGCAAGUCAAAAACUGGAGCGUUUGGCUAUAGACAACACAUUGAACGCUUCUUCAGUUGACAUAAACCAUAAAGCAGUAAAUAAAAAGCUAGUGUUUGACACACUUCCUGAUCUUGCUAUUGAAGAUUAUUGUAGAACAGAAGAAACUCUGGCAAACCCUAAAUAUGCCAUCAAGAGCUGUGAAGAGCUAGAUGGUGCUCGUGAAGGGUCUGAUGGUGACCACCCUGUACCAAAGAAAGAGAGACAAAGUGAUUACAUAUUGAUUGGCCAUGGCUUUGAUGAUGAUUGUGAGAGCGGUGAGGCUCAUGUGGCAGGAAAUGAAGAAACGGACAGCCUUUCUGACUUUGAAGGGGGAGCUGAAGGUCAUGACUUUAGUUUGGAGAGUACCAACAUGUAUGCUGGAAAGGUGGACUUGGAUGAAGAAAGCACAGAGGGAACUGAUGAACUAGAGGAGAUUGCACAUGAUUUUGAGGCCCAAAGGUUUGAUCUGGCAGAUGCGAAUAAUUCCGAUGAGGAUGACGACGAUGAUGAGGAAAAUAGCUUGCUUUUAAAUCGCAGAGAGCAUUUGGAUAGUCUUACAGCAGAUGAAGAGCUGGAGAAUACAUAUACUGGUUCAGCAGAUGAUUUGUUGUCUGAAGAUGACCAGCAGACAGAACCUGUGUCUAAGAUUUUACAAGACCAUGAAAAAGGCAAUACAGAACUUCGUGAUACUUUAGAAGAUGAGGAUCCCAAGCAAUUAGCCACUGAAAGCUGCGGCACUGAGGAUGCUGUUCUAUUUUAUGAAUUUAACAAGCCUACUUUCACCAGAGGCAAGCUGCCUACGGUCGUGUGCAACUUGUGUAAGAAAGAGGGACAUCUUAAAAAAGAUUGCCCAGAAGACUUUAAAAAAAUUGAACUGGAACCCUUGCCACCUUUAACAGCCAAGUUUUCCCAAAUUUUGGAUCAAGUUUGUAUGCAGUGUUACACGGAUUUUUCUCCAUCGGCACUAGAGGGUAAAGCCAGGGAACAUAUACGGCAGGAUCUGGAAGAUUUUAUAAGACGUGAUUUUCAUGGAGCAAGACUUAACUUGUUUGGUUCCUCAAAAAAUGGCUUUGGGUUUAUAGAAAGUGACUUGGAUAUUUGCCUGACAUUUGAUGGUCUUGAAACAGCUGAGGGUCUGGAUUCGAUACGAACAAUUGAAGAAUUGGCAAGACAUCUUCGAAAACAUCAAGGGCUGAGGAAUAUCCUUCCUAUUACCACAGCAAAAGUGCCAAUUGUAAAAUUCUACCAUGUAAGAAGUGGCCUUGAAGGAGACAUCAGUUUAUAUAACACGCUGGCUCUUCAUAACACUAGGCUUUUGGCAUCUUAUGCUGCUAUAGAUCCUAGAGUAAAAUACCUUUGUUACAUCAUGAAGGUGUUCACUAAGGUGUGUGACAUUGGAGAUGCUUCCAGAGGCAGUCUGUCUUCAUAUGCGUAUACUCUUAUGGUGCUAUACUUCCUUCAACAGAGGGAUCCACCUGUUAUCCCUGUUCUCCAAGAGAUUUACUUGGAUUCCCAUAAGCCUGAAAAACUUGUUGAUGGCUGGAAUGUUUACUUCUUUGACAAAUUGGAUGAGUUGGCAAAGUACUGGCCAGAUUAUGGAAAAAAUAAGGAGUCUCCUGGUGAACUGUGGCUGGGCCUUCUUCGUUUUUAUACUGAAGAUUUUGAUUUUAAAGAACAUGUCAUUUCUAUCAGAAGAAAAAGCUUGCUAACAACUUUUAAAAAGCAGUGGACUUCCAAAUACAUAGUCAUUGAAGAUCCUUUUGACCUAAAUCACAAUCUGGGUGCUGGAUUGUCACGAAAGAUGACUAAUUUUAUAAUGAAAGGUUUUAUCAAUGGAAGGCGGUUAUUUGGCACCCCAAUGAAAAUUUUUCCAAAAGAAUAUCGCUCUACAGUGGAGUAUUUCUUUGAUUCAGAUGUACUGACUGAAGGUGAACUUGCUCCCAAUGACAGAUGUUGUAGAAUCUGUGGCAAAAUUGGACACUUUAUGAAAGACUGCCCUAUGAGAAGAAAAGUUAGAAGGCGUAAUCCUGAAAAUGCUGCAAACCAAAGAUACCAAGACAAGAGGCCGCAAAGAAUUGAGGACAAGGAAAUGAGUAUGCAGGGAGGUGGUGUGAGCAUAGAUGGAAGAGAGCUACAUACAACUCCACGAAAAGCACAAGGACCAUGGGGCAACAAUGAGCCUGGCAAAGAUAGGACACCACCUAGAUCUGGCUCUGAAAAGUGGAGAAGACAAGACGACCGAGAGCCUAGGGAAAAACGCUGUUUCAUUUGUGGACGGGAGGGCCACAUCAAGAAAGAAUGCCCUCAGUAUAAAGGGGCAGCAGGGAGCCCCAAGUCUGAUAUCUUGUAUGGAUCACCAUCUGCAGCCAGUCCUCAGAAACCACAGACACGAUUUAUCCCGGUAGUACCAUCACAAGAUGAUAGGAAAAAACAAAAAAUGUCUCUCACUCCUCAGUUAGGCAGCCUUUUGAAUAAAUACGUUUCUCAGGGAAAAGCCUCUCAGAAGAGGACACAACAAGAAUAAAGGUGAUGGCACACUGCCACAGAUGGGGAUUUAAGCCGUCCAGGUGUAUGCCUUCUACUUGGAAUGAAGUUUACGUCAAGAUCAACUCUAGUCAUCAUGAAACGGCAGCAAUGAAAUAACAUUGGACACAAAAAAAAUGGUUACUUUAUUUUAACCUCAGUAUGACAAAGAUAAAAUGUAAUAGCGUGUUUUAAUUCUCUUAUUACGGGCACCUUUUUUCUUAAUUUAUUUUUAAUAUUUUAACUGACUGUCACAGUUGAACAGUUGCGCUAUUCUGUAUAGAACGAUGGUGCCCAUUUCCGCCCAUGCCAUUUUAAUUGCAGUGCAGCGCUACAUAUCCUAUAUAUGGCUUACCAAUUGACUGAAAUUCCUCAUUUUCUUUACAGAAAAGAAAUAUUUUUGAAAAGUGAAUAUUUAUUGUGUCAGGAAUUGUGUAAAACUGUUUAAAACAUUUGUGGACAGCUGCUGUAAUUACAAACAUGAUUUUAUUAUAAUUACUGUGGAUAGCAUAAAUGAGGCAUCUUUUUAUGUAAAUACCUCAUUGCAUGUAAUGUUUGUAUUUUUGCUUAACCUUUAUUCGGUUUUCAGAAGUUUCCUUUAUCAGUCGUCAUGCAAAACAUCUCAGUCCAGUGUUUUUUUUUUUUUUUUUUUUUUUAAGUGGAUUCUUCUCAUUUUGCUUUUUAGAAUAUGUAAAGGUGUUUUUAAAUCAAAAAAAAUUCAUGAGGGUGUGUUAUGUUUUUAGUUUUUUAAUACUUUGUGUUUUUAAGUCCUGUAUUCUGCUGUAAGGUUUCAGAAUGCUGUACACUCAUCCCUGGAUUGGGACUUGUUCUACAUUUUAUAUAGCCCAAAGUACAUAAGACAGUUGUAAAGUAAUUUUGAAUGGCAAAUGCAGCUUAGCCAUGGUGCAGUAUAUAUUUCAACUAUUUUUGUGAUAUCCUAUGUUUGGAGCAUCAUAACCACGUGUACGUCAUGUUGUCUAGACAUUAAAAGUUGAUCUUCA